AUUGAUAGUUCUCUGGAUCGUGAAUAAAUUUCUUCGGUCGCAUUCGAUUUUCGACCUAAAUGCAAAGUUACUACAGUUCGAUUGCCUGUGUAUACGCACAUAUGUGCAUGUGUUUAUUCUUGUAGCGAGCGACCUGUCACAACCAACCGUCUGCAAUGCGGUGCAUUUUAAUAUUUGACCAUUUGAACGAUGUCUUGUUUACAAAGUGCAACAAAAAAUUUGCUCUGCAUAUACAGAAGCUGGCCAGGAUACAGGGACUCGUUCCUGACGACAAGGACCAAACCGAUGUCAGUGACAAGUUGAGUCCGAAUACUAUAAUCCAACUGUUUGCGCCAAUUGUAACUUCCCAGCGAGUGAUGGCGUGUCAAUUUGGCAACUCAUACACAUCUGUACAGUGUCAGGAUGGUACUAACAUGGUGUUUGAUGAUUUCAUGGGCUACAUGUUUGUCCACAUUGCCAGCAGCGACGUCACUUUAAUGAAGAGGACUUUGGGAGUCUGCGUAUCCAUUGUUCGACACUUGUGUGGACCUGACGUAGCUCUAUUAAAGUGGAACAAGCAAAGAGUAUCUCUGGUUUCAUCCUUACUGGACGCCUGGAUAUCUCUGCGGGGAUGUGAGCAGAGCAUACUUGUCGAAGCUAUAGAACAAUUAUCAGUCAAUCCAGAGUUAGCGUCCGCAACUCUGAGAGCACUGCACGAUGCAACUGACAAACUUAGAACGCAAUCGGAAUUCAGUAAUGUUCAUGCCUUGGUUUUGGUGGAAAAUAAGUUUUUAUCCUUAUACUCGAGUAAAAAUUCGCUCGACUUGAGUGCCUCUGAUAUUUUGCUAAUGAUGCUGCUCUGCUGGGUUGCUGGAGAUAAAGGAAAAUUAAUGGAAGAUCAAGAUAACUCUGAUGAUGAUUUUUUAAGCCCGGAAAGUAAUUUGACAGAAGAGUCAAAAGGCCUUAAUAUUACUGGGAAAUUAGCUAAUCCAACGUGCAGAGACAUCACGAAUUUAUUUGGUGACUCAAGAGAUUCAUCUAUCAGCGAGGGUUUGUACAAGUUAGCCGAAGAUGAUUUGUACAGCCAACUGGUACUGCUUGGCUCUGGUCAUAACUAUACAGCAAAUGCGAUUCAUAUUACAGAAUUAGCAGAUGGUAUUAAUUUAGUUAUAAUCAUAGAGGCAAGCAACUUGUCAACGUCGUCUGGUCUGUACGAUAGUUUUUACUAUUUGAAUACUAUGAACAAUCUACAGCUGCAGAAAGACAUAGACGAGCUGAAGCCAGCGUUUGAUAACUUAGAUGCAGCGAUAAAGAAAUCAAUAGACGGGAUUAAGAAAAACAGAAAUCACAUAAACAACGACAUUGAUAUGUGUCAGAGAAGAUUACAAGUGAAAUGGGAAUUUAUACGUAAGAAAUACAUAGAACUACUGAAAUCCAGAGAUCCCGAAUGCAUUCUCAGGAUAGAAUCCAGCACUUCUGGAUUUACGGACACUAUGAAAGAGCUUCUCCAGCUCACCUGCUUUGACAAGAACUUUUUGAAGCAAGGCGUAGACGUCAUUACAGCUGUCAGUAAAUUGGUCAGACAGAAAAUCAACGACUUCAGCAAUUUCUUGAAAGUCAAAGCGCUUAAGAACUUCACUCUUGGCUCGAGAACUUCCCUAACCAUCAACAAAUAUCUGGAAGAGUUCCCAGGGCUGGUUCAUUUUAUUUACGUAGACAGAACGACGCACAGGCUCACUGCGCCAACUUUGGAUUUCACUAGUCCUGAAACAUUAGCACUUACCAAUAAGAAGAUAUGGGCGAUGGUUGAUCACAGCAGAGCCCAUUUGCAAGAAGGACACUUGUCUGUCAUGUGGAAGGAUACAACGUUUAAUUAUGCGUAUUUUUUAUGGUUUGAGGACAAUUCGGGGUCCCCUUUGAAGUGUAAAACUUAUCCGAAUCAUCUGAUGAAAAAUCUCCCCCUGCCUGGUAUCAUAUGUGGUGACUAUUACAAGAAACUUGUUGAAGUCUGCUUUCCAAAGUUAUCUCCAAACAAGAUCAGAAUAUAUGAGCUCUACUGUGUACACUUGGGUCUAGCAACAUCGUCUUGCGUCUUGGAACAUUCCAGAAGACUCGCAGCGACGAUAUGGGAAGUUACCGGAGUGCCAAACAACCCUAUUGAUAUACUGUAAAAUUAACAACUGGUCAGAGGUUACAAGAAUGCGAAAUUUAAUUAAAUGGAACCAAAACAAAUUUGAUUUGUUUUUAGCAGCUCUAAGUAUCCUUAAGAAGUCGCAGAAUUUUCUAAGUAAUAUGUGUACUGUACCAAAGGAUACGAAAUGUUUUAGAAUAGGUAUAGAAAACCCGUAGUCAUGUGAUAUUCAGUUCCUUUUUUCAAAUGUUCCAUUCCGCUUUGUGUCACUGUGAUGAUAUUGAGGAUAAGGAGAGGAUUUCGUUGAAGGGUAUACAAAUUGCGCAGAUGAAAAAAUCCCGUUACUUUAUGAUUCUUACGUGAGCAGUCCUAAAGCACGAUAAGAAAAUGUUCAAGCGAAAAAUGAUAUCCACAUUAAUAGCACACAUUCCGUAUUAAUACAGUAUUUU
Molecule: messenger RNA, 2559 nt
Organism: Diprion similis
Lineage: Eukaryota; Metazoa; Arthropoda; Insecta; Hymenoptera; Diprionidae
Gene: HPS1
Product: Hermansky-Pudlak syndrome 1 protein homolog
Exons: 8
Coding region: 156-2150 (664 amino acids)
Biological process (GO): vesicle-mediated transport
Cellular component (GO): BLOC-3 complex
Molecular function (GO): guanyl-nucleotide exchange factor activity
Source: RefSeq, a predicted model, not a curated record